Fulvia fulva is the source of this 738-nucleotide messenger RNA. RefSeq lists its product as uncharacterized. Bases 1 to 738 code for a protein of 245 amino acids. The record is from RefSeq and is a predicted model, not a curated record. Lineage: Eukaryota; Fungi; Ascomycota; Dothideomycetes; Mycosphaerellales; Mycosphaerellaceae. The transcript has 3 exons.
AUGAACACCACCGCGAACGACGAGAUCACCACCGCCACCUCUGCGAUCCUCGAUGGCGCAAUCGCGAAAUUGCGCGAUACCUUCCCCUUCAUGGACCCUACACGCCUUGAGGCCAUAGUUGCCAAAGCAUCAGCACAGAUACAGCACGACCUUCACUUGCUCGAGCCCGCAUCAACUGCACGCAGGGCCCGUUUCGACCUCAACAAACCUCCCGCCGAAAUCCGCAUCACUAUUUACGAAUUGCACGUCGCUGGCCCGGCUGCCUCCGGAAACCGACCCCCAUUUCCAAAGAUUCUCCACAUCAACCGCCAGAUCCGCAACGAAGUCCUCCCCAUUUCCUACAAACAGACCCCCUUCACACUCACAUUCCUAAACAACGAAGAAGUGGUCCCACACGAGCCAGUGCCCAAGUGGCUCGAUCUCAUCGGGCCGACUUCAGCUAGCUUGAUCAAGCACUUCGAGGUUUUCUUCGAGGACAUGGACUAUCUGGACGUUGCGAUGUGUAUAGACCAAGCUAACAAGUGGCACAAACGUGGGCGAAAAGGUCGCAUGCCAAUGACCAUUUAUAAUGUGCGCAAGCGCGACAUCGUCAAGGCACUACUGCUGGACAGGAGUAGUGUUCCAUAUGAUGUCAUCAAGGCUGCGCGAUGGGAUAGUGAUUUGGAUGGCUCGGUCUACAAGUUCCAAUACAAGGACCAGGAAACUGGCGAGGGAGAGCGGAGUGGUGGCGCGGAGUAG